This is a messenger RNA of Vitis vinifera (wine grape), 579 nucleotides long. RefSeq names its product S-locus-specific glycoprotein S13-like. Gene Ontology annotation, biological process: recognition of pollen. NCBI's taxonomy places the organism in Eukaryota, Viridiplantae, Streptophyta, Magnoliopsida, Vitales, Vitaceae. Bases 1 to 579 code for a protein of 192 amino acids. The record is from RefSeq and is a predicted model, not a curated record. The transcript has a single exon.
AUGUUAGCAGGAAUGAAGAUAGGCAGGAACUUAAAGAUUGGCUUAGAACGAUAUUUAAAAUCAUGGGAAAGUGUUGAUGAUCCAUCUAUCAGAGAUUUCACUUACAGAAUUGAAGUUCGUGGGCUGCCUCAAAUGGUUGUUAGCAUGGGAUCUGAAAAAAGGCAUCGCUCUGGGCCAUGGAAUGGAACUCAAAACAAUGGUCUCCCAAUGGGCCAGCUUUUGUAUUUACUGAGGAUGUGUUGUUUAUACUGCAUGAGCCUAACAAUGAACCACUCAGGUUUGCUCCAGCGUCUUGUUUUGCACCCAAGAAGCUCUGAAUGGGUUGUCAUGUACUCAAAUCCCGAUGACCCUUCUGACAGGUAUGGGCAGUGUGGUGUUAAUGACAUUUGCAAAAUCAACAAGUCACCAAUUUGCGAGUGUUUGACAGGGUUUGCACAAAAAUCACAAGAGAAAUGGAAAGUACUUGAUGCAUCUGAUGGUUGCAUGCGAAGAAUGUCGUUGGGCUGCCAUAGUGGAGGGGUGUUCGUAAAGGUUGCAGGAGUAAAAUUUCCCGACUUGAUAAGAGUGUCAUUUGCAUAA